AUGGCGUUUUCUGGAGGGCUUCGUCUGACCGACUUGAACGAUUACAUCACGCCUGGCCAGGAGUGCAUCAAGCCGGUAGAAGUCAAAAAGACUGGCAAGUCGGACGGCUCGCAGAUCAAGGUUGAUGGCACUGGCGGCUACUAUGAGGUCAGCAAGGACGGCGAAGAGACCAAGCUGGAGGCUGCACGGAUCACGCUCAAUGACUGCCUGGCCUGCAGCGGCUGCGUCACAUCAGCAGAGACGGUUCUGAUCACGAUGCAAUCGCACCACGAGUUAGUGUCGGUGCUGAAGGAAAAGAGCAAGCAGUUGGUGGUGGUUACUAUCGCACCGCAAUCAGUAGCAUCUAUGGCGCAAAAGUAUAACAUGUCGACGCUGCAGGUUGCGCAGCGCAUGACAGCCACACUGAAAGGCAUGGGAGUGGAUCAUGUCUAUGACUCGGCGUUUGCACGGGACCUGACCCUCGUCGAGUCAGCACGCGAGUUUGUCGAGCGCUUCAAGGCUAGCAGCCAGCAGCUACCGGUAUUGGCCAGCUGGUGCCCCGGCUGGGUGUGCUACGCCGAGAAGACACACGCGGAGGCGCUGCCAUAUAUGAGCACUACCCGGUCGCCGCAGCAGGCCAUGGGUGCUGUGGUCAAGAACUAUAUGGCUAACAAGCUGGGAAUCACACCUGACCAAAUCUAUCAUGUGGCGAUUAUGAUGUGCUACGACAAGAAGCUCGAGGCGUCGCGCGACGACUUUUACAACGACAUCUAUAAGACACGCGAGGUCGACUGCGUGGUCACCACCGGAGAAUUCGAUCGCAUGCUGGAUGAACAGGGCAUUGCAUUUGCUGAAAUCUCGCCAGCACCACUCGACUCACUGUUCAAGACAAAUGGGGACAGCACUGCCCUGUAUACUAGCGCAGGCACCUCGGCGGGCGGUGGGCUCGAAUACAUCAUGUCGUAUGCGGCCCGGACACUGUUCGGCGUUGCCAUUGCACCCGAAGAGAUUGCUGAUGCUGGACGCGGCACGCGGGCACACGAGCUGAUCCAAGUCAAGCUAGUGCGCAACCAGUCCGACCACCGCGAGAUGGUGCUGCUGGAUCCUGAAACCAGGCAGCCAGUGCUCAAGUUUGCUACCGUCUACGGUUUCCGUCACCUUCAGAACCUGGUGCGCAAGCUAAAGUCUGGCCGGGCCACAUUCCACUAUGUUGAGGUAGCAGCGUGCCCCAGCGCCUGCUCCAAUGGUGGCGAAACCGAGGCAAAAUAUACCACGUCCAGUGCCAGCCAGCUCCCAGAGGAUAACCCGCUGGUGAAGGAGCUGAUUUACGGCUGGUUCGGCUCGGAGGGACUAGACUCGCCCCUGGCCAAGGCACAACUUCACACACAGUUUCAUGGUGUCGAGACCAAGGUGAACCCGCUCGGCGUGAGCUGGUAGAGUGCCCUGAACAUUGCACUAAACCUCCCAAUAAAAAGAUCGAUUCCCCAGGCGGCAGAUGCGCGUGCGAUAGCAUUCGCAGUGCGCCGCGGCUGUGGAGAGGAAAUUUCGACCAGCGUGGCACAACAAGAAAUGGCCCGGAUGCCAUUCUCCCUGACUCUCCUCUCCCACACGCGAUGGGCAUAGAUAAAGCACGAGGUAGGGCGGCUUGGGCUUCUCUAGCCCCGAUCGAUAACAACCCGUCGCAGUAGAGCACCAUUUUGCUGUUCACACGACUCACUAAGAACUGUUUUUACCCGCGAUCGCAGAAUGAUGCUUUGCUCGCGCAAAGC
Linderina pennispora is the source of this 1748-nucleotide messenger RNA. Its product is annotated as cytosolic Fe-S cluster assembly factor. Gene Ontology annotation, molecular function: 4 iron, 4 sulfur cluster binding. Lineage: Eukaryota; Fungi; Kickxellomycota; Kickxellomycetes; Kickxellales; Kickxellaceae. The transcript is spliced from 2 exons. The record is from RefSeq and is a predicted model, not a curated record. Gene Ontology annotation, cellular component: cytosolic [4Fe-4S] assembly targeting complex. Gene Ontology annotation, biological process: iron-sulfur cluster assembly. Bases 1 to 1416 code for a protein of 471 amino acids.